AUGAAGCUUCUCAAUUGCAAAACCCGCCAGGUCGAGGACUUCUGCGGCACCUCUAUGCCUGCUUCUUACGCUAUCCUGUCACACCGAUGGGAGAGUGACGAGGUUACCUACCAAGAUCUCCACACCCCGGAGCUCGCCACGAGGAAGGCUGGCUGGACCAAGAUUCAAAGUUUGUGUCGAGUAGCACUCAAGUACGGCCAUUCACAUGUCUGGAUUGACACUUGUUGCAUCAACAAACAAGAUCUCACAGAGCUUAACGAGGCUAUCAACUCGAUGUUCAAGUGGUACGCUGGUUCUGCAGUCUGUUACACUUAUCUAUCCGACAUCGAGGAUGGAGACCCAAUGGACCACUCCCUUUGGUUCACCCGUGGAUGGACUCUACAGGAGCUGAUCGCCCCUCCUCGAAUGGUUUUCUUCGAUCGCAAUUGGAAACCGAUUGGAACCCGCGGCCAGUUCCGUAAAAGAAUACACAGGCGCACACGCAUCGAUGAAGAGAUGCUCGACGACACAGCCUCGCCCCGCAACAACUCAUCCAUCCUUUUUCGAAUCCCGGUAGCACGCAGGAUGUCGUGGGCUUCAGGCCGCAAAACGAGUCGAGAAGAAGAUCGUGCUUAUAGCCUACUAGGUAUUUUCGGCGUUAACAUGCCAAUGUUGUAUGGCGAAGGUAGUCGGGCGUUUCUUCGUCUUCAGGAGGAGAUCGCGAAGACAACCAACGAUUUAUCUUUGUUUUCGUGGACGACUUCGAUAUUGAAUGAUCCAUUGGAAACCCCGGGGUUAGACACAUCUUUGGGAAAGCCAACACCAACAGGGCGGCUUGGGGAAGAACCCGUAGGGCCUCGUGGGAUUUUCGCCACAUCACCCGAUGAGUUUCACUUGUCCCAUGAUGUUGUGUCAAGUAGAGACAUCAAGUACAAUCCUGAGUUCACUGUGACUAACAAGGGGGUAAAAAUUGCUAUCGAAGCUACACUGUCAGCAGGAAAUAUCUGGCGCAUCUCGCUUGGGUGUCGCAAAGCUAGUAGCAAGCCCCGACAGAACAUGUGCAUCCUUCUCAGAGAACUAGGCGGCGGCGUGUUUGUGAGAUGGCAUGCCAAUGUCUGCAUCCACGAACCAGGCAAUGACCAAGGUUUGGAGACUACAUUUUACGUCAUGAAGUCCGUCAACGUGGACACAGAAGCAACGAUUACUUCUCAGCUUGAUAGUGCAUUCCGCCGCUCAUUCAAAUUUCUCGAUAAAAAGAACAUCCUCAAAUUUCGAAAGGCCAAGCCCAUACGCAACUGGAGCCCCAGAGGGGCCAUGUUCGUCACUGAAGGCCUGGACACCUUCGUAGGAGUUGUCUCUUGCACAUUCAGCGACAUGCCCUGGAAGCUGGAAAUCUUCUUCGAGUCAAAGAGCUCUGCCUUGGUGAUGAGAGUCGUAUUUUCUGUUACGGCAUACGCAAAGAUGUGA
Colletotrichum gloeosporioides is the source of this 1446-nucleotide messenger RNA. Its product is annotated as Vegetative incompatibility protein HET-E-1. The coding region runs from base 1 to 1446 and encodes 481 amino acids. The record is from RefSeq and is a predicted model, not a curated record. NCBI's taxonomy places the organism in Eukaryota, Fungi, Ascomycota, Sordariomycetes, Glomerellales, Glomerellaceae. The transcript has 3 exons.